This is a messenger RNA of Penicillium angulare, 240 nucleotides long. Its product is annotated as RAMP4 family protein. Bases 1 to 240 code for a protein of 79 amino acids. The record is from RefSeq and is a predicted model, not a curated record. NCBI's taxonomy places the organism in Eukaryota, Fungi, Ascomycota, Eurotiomycetes, Eurotiales, Aspergillaceae. Gene Ontology annotation, cellular component: endoplasmic reticulum. The transcript is spliced from 3 exons.
AUGGCGCAAACACCCCAACAACGGCGCGCAAACGAUCGAUUCGCCAAGAGCGAAGCUGCAAAGCGAGGGAAAGCACCAGUCGCUAACAAACCCAAGCAAACCCCCAAGGCUUCCCUUUCGGCGGGCUGGGUUGUGGUUCUGGCCUUUGUGGUCUGCGGUGGACUUCUCUUGGAGCUCCUCAAGAUCGUUCCUGACCUUUGGUCAACUGUGGCCUCAAUGAUUUCCCGCGUGACCGGAUGA